This is a messenger RNA of Cryptomeria japonica (Japanese cedar), 1896 nucleotides long. RefSeq names its product ankyrin repeat-containing protein NPR4. Gene Ontology annotation, molecular function: protein phosphatase 1 binding; protein phosphatase regulator activity. Gene Ontology annotation, cellular component: plasma membrane. The transcript is spliced from 5 exons. NCBI's taxonomy places the organism in Eukaryota, Viridiplantae, Streptophyta, Pinopsida, Cupressales, Cupressaceae. The coding region runs from base 73 to 1797 and encodes 574 amino acids. The record is from RefSeq and is a predicted model, not a curated record.
CAAAAACCGGACUGAGCCUCAAAUUGAAGACUAUCACAGGCGAAUUCCUCUCUAUGUGCUGCAAAUCUAACUAUGGAGACGGAUCUAUUUGAAGCAGCUAAAGCAGACGAUGUGGAGCCAUUUGAACAAUUGCCAUUGCAUAGACUGAAUGAAGUUAGUGAUGCAAGGAAUAGUUUUGUGCACAUCGCUGCAUUUCAUGGUAGUAAAAGAGUUAUGGAAAAGUUGCUUGAAUACAUACGCUCAAGUGAUUUGGAAGGACAGAACCAUGAAUUGUUGAGGAGACAGAACCGCCAUGGAAACACGGCGUUCCAUGAAGCCGCCCGUGGAGGGAAGGCUGAGGUAUUACAAAUUUUAAUCACCCAUUCACCUCAGCUGGCGCGUGAGCUUGCGAGUGUGCGGAAUAGAGCCGGUGAAACAGCUGUAUUCAAAGCUGCAUUUGCGGGUCAUACGGACAUCAUUGAUAUGUUUGAAAAUUUCUUGCGCCCUAUGCCGAUGGAGAUGUACAGCAGGGGAUCCGAUGGCCAAACAUCAUUACACUGUGCCAUCUUCAACAAACGGACAGAUGUAGUUAAGAAACUUCUAUUUCAUAAGCAUGAACUCAUUUCAACAAUAGAUGGUUUGGGAAGGACACCCCUACAUGUUGCUGCUUUAAUCCCUCCAUUCAAGGAGCUUGUGCCACCAUUUCAUCCUUGGUUGACUACAACACAUAUUAAAGAAAAUGAGAAUAUUGCAGAACUUCUUCUAAGAGAAGACAAAUCCUUAUGCCAUAAAAUGGAUGAUGGACGACAUAAUCCUCUGCAUAUUGCAGUAAAAGAGGCAAAUGAUAAAGUGAUGAAGACAAUAUUACGCUAUGGUGGAGAUUGCAUAGAACAAGUAGAUAAUGAGGGGAGAAAUGCUUUGCAUCUAGCCGUCAAAAAUGCAGAAUUGAUAUAUGAGAGGAUUCCAGAGAGAAUGGAGGAUAUGCUAGAGUCCCUAGUAUCUGCCACAAAAAUGUUGAUCAAUGAUUGUGACAACUAUGGGAAAACAACAUUGGAUAUUGCUAUUGAUAGCAUGCAUAAAGAUGAACUACUCUUCUCUGGGGUUAAAAGGCUUCUAGAAGAACAUGGGGCUAUCCGCAAUGCCAACAUUGUAAUGGAGUUGCAGUUACCAGGGACCAAAUCGAAGUGGAAAAGUGAAAUAAUUUCCUGGAACGCAGUACUGAUUGGGACAGCUGCUUUCGCAGCUCCCUUCGCUCUCCUCCAAGGAAAUUCAAAUCCAUUGCAUGCAGAGUGGAAAAAUUAUGAGACACAGAGCGAAUAUAAUUUAUUUUUAUUACUUUUCUAUGUCUUCUUCUUAGCUGAUACAGUGGCGUUAGUCACUUCUGUUGCAGCAACAGUUCUACUCUUGUUUGCAAUUAUUGGAGAGAAGGAAGACAAACCCAUGGUUGAGAUCAGUUUCAUGGCUGUUAUGAAGGCCUUACUGGCAGUACUGCUUGCAUAUGGUUGCGCUGUAGCCCUACUUUUGGGACCAAAAUAUCUAUGGCUCACAGUAACAGUUUGGUUUAUGUUGCUUGUAACACCCCUUGCAAUUAGGGUUACAACUUUCCGUUCCAAACUAUAUAUCUUCACACAACCUCAUAAAUUCAUCUGGUUUAUAGUGGAGGAUACUCUUGGGCUGAUAAUUACUUUGAUCUACCAUGUCCUUGAUAUAGUUAUCCUCUUGCUUUACGAUGGGUUUAAAUCUGCAAGAAGAUCUAUAUUGCGCAGAAAUCUUUGGCCAAAGCAAAUUGUGCAGGGCAAGUAUCUCCUUUACUUUUGAGUAUGGCUCCUCUUCUUCUACAUUUUUACAGUGUAAGGCUGAUGUUAUUCUUAGUUAUCCUUUCUUAAGGGUUGAUUUAUCAAUAAUGCAUAGAGAUCG